AUGGCGGCGGGGCUGUGGCGGCGCGGGGCGCUCUGGGCCGCGCUGCUGCUGCUGGCGGCCGGGCAGGAGCCCUGGCGGCAGCUGAUCCAGUGGGAGAACAACGGGCGCCUCUACAGCCUGCUCAACAGCGGCGCGGAGUUCGUGCCCGCCGGGCAGGAGCGGCCAGCGGGGAACCGCCUGUGGCUAGCGGGGACCGCGGGGACAGCGGGGACAGCGGGGACAGCCGGCAGCGUCCGCCGCCAGGCCCCCGCCUCGGGGACAGUGCGGGGACAAGCGCGACAUCCCUUCGGCUUCGGCCAGGUGCCGCCCAACUGGCGGGACGGCCCGCUGGGCGACAGCGCGGGGGGACAGCGGCGACAAGCGGCGCGUGGCCGCCAGGCGACCGCCACGGGCUCGGGGGUGGCCGUGUCCUCGUUCGCCUUCGCCUCGGCGGGACAGCCGCCCUUUGUCGCCGCGGGGGUGGCCACGCACGGGGAGCGCCACGAGGGUGUCCCCGCGUCGAGGAGCGCGGUGGGGACAGCGAUGGGGACAGCGAUG
Molecule: messenger RNA, 537 nt
Organism: Catharus ustulatus (Swainson's thrush)
Lineage: Eukaryota; Metazoa; Chordata; Aves; Passeriformes; Turdidae
Product: lysyl oxidase homolog 1-like
Exons: 1
Source: RefSeq, a predicted model, not a curated record